AUGAGAGAGAGCUUCCUCUUCAGCCUACUUCCGUCUAUUUUGGCUCUUCCUCUUUUGUCUUUAGUUUCCGUUUUUUCUUCCAUUAUCUUUCGCCUUCCAUUUGUGCUUUUCAAAAUACAGCCCAUCCCUUAUCCAGUCCUACUUGAUAAUAACUCUACUUAUUUUUUUACCGUUGAAAUAAUUCUGUGCCCAAUGAUUCCAAUCUUUCUUCUUCUGUUUGCAAAAGUCUCUUUACCAUUUCAAAAUAAUUUUGGACUAACACUGUCCAGCUUGAAACCUUCCGACAAUUAUCCAAUAAUAAAUUAA
Molecule: messenger RNA, 306 nt
Organism: Meloidogyne enterolobii
Lineage: Eukaryota; Metazoa; Nematoda; Chromadorea; Rhabditida; Meloidogynidae
Source: the annotation of a GenBank genome assembly